AGCGCCGCCGUCGCCGGCGAUGGCGGCAUGGGCAGCACUCUUGGCGUGCCACGUGGCAGGCUUUGGCGUCAUUGCGGUGGACUGGGUCGCCUGGAAAGAUGGCAAGAGCCAAGGCUUGCCGGGACCCAGCUGGAAGCCGGUGUCAUGGUCUGACCGCUUCCAGCAGAUGCCCUGGGAAGUGCCGGGCAAGCCCAACGCCUACCGCAACUUCUUCCCAGGCGCCACGCACUACACGCUUGGCACAGCAGGCCCGGAAUUUGUGAAUCUGGAAGUGUGGCAGCCCUUCUCCGAGAGUCCCCCAGACAGCGCGGUGUGUGCCAACAUUCGGGGGGCGCUGCUCAACCUCUACCGAAACCAGCUGCAUCGCGUGGCAGUGACCAUCCGGAAUGUAGGCUGGAACGGGGUCGGGACGAAGAAGAUUUGCGAGCCGAACCAGGGCUGCCCCACUGUGAUGCUACUGGGUGCCAGUCAAUUUCCGCAGAGGGUCUUUGCAGACCGUGCGCUGCCACUGAACCAUUUCAUGCAAGAGUACCUUCAGACCAAGCUGAUGCGGCUCCAGGAUGACUUUCCGAGCGUGGCCUUCUACCAGUACCUCUUCGAUUCAAACUGGAUGGGGAUCCCUUUCAUGACGGACGUGCGGCUCAUCGCUUUCAACCGUACCACCUUCGAGAACCUCAAGCUGCCGCUGCCCCCGCCCUAUGGGCGGCACUGGAGUUGGCAGUCAGCGUUCGAUGCAGCGUGCAGAAUCAAGGAUGAGUACGGCGUGCCAGGGCUGCUGGCGAACGCAGACUAUGCGGAGGACUUCAAGUUCUUCACCCUGAUGGUCCAGUCCAAGGGGAGCGCCCUGUACCGGGUCAGCGGCGAAGGAGACUCCCGGGUGGCGAAGAGCGGCUUGGGCUCCGAACAGGCCAAAGAUGUCAUGGAGAACUUCUGGAUGCCCAUCAUCUCCAGGGGCUGCUUGCGGGCACACGAUGGGGGUGCCUACUGGAAGGGUGUGGAACCACCCAGUGCCGAGCUGAUUGACAAGAUCCUCGACCCAGAGACGAUCAACCCCAUGCACCCGCCUAGAGUAGCAAAUUUUUCCAACUACCGCUACCGACUUGCCGACGGGAAGCGGGCGGUGGUCUACGGCCUGGUGCUGGCCAGCGGCUUUGAUGAGGGCCUGCUGGUGGGAGUGUGCACCAAGGAAAUGAUGAAAGACGUGGACUUUACAGACCGAGACACCUGCGAAGGCAGGGGCUCCAUGGUAGUGAAAGACGACGACGACUGCAAGUACCAGAUGCUGCUGGCUGAGGUCGACUCCUUCCGGCUAUCAGACUCCAACCUGUGCGAAGUGUACCUCUGCGGGACGGGACGGGCCGUGGCGAGAUUGUUCAACAUGUCCAAGAACACGACCGUCUACUCUGAGCACUGCAGCGAGAUCAUGUACGCGAGCAUGCCAGAUAAGCGCACCUAUCAAGGAGGUUCUGCGCUGAUGAUGCCCAAAUUCGUGGGGCAGUUUCCCAUGUGCCACAACUAUGCUGGGCGUAAAGAUGAGGCGUGCCGGGAGCAGAGGGAGGGCUGGGAGAUCAUCAUGGAGCUGACGGACAUCCACAAGCCCUGGAUAAGUCAAGCCAACCUAAUGAAGGAGCAGAGUUUGCCUCCGCCGCGGCAAAGCCUCUCACAAUCGCUUGCGAAGAACUGGAUUUGGAAACCCGUGGUGGACGCACUGGACAUGGGCAUCCCCUCCCAGUACCCCAACGUGCCAAUCCCUGCAAGCUCCCAGCUGGAGGAUCUGAAUCCGAUCCGCAUCGCACUGCUGCGGCGCAUCUACGGGAAUGUGAGCUCCCAGAGGGCGCGGCAAGAAGCGUCCAGCAUCAUCGAUGAGCUGGUGCGUCCCUGCAAUGCGUCGAGGUGGAAGAAUGACCCGCGGUGCCAAAACCCCCUGGACGGCGAUCCGGGGUGCUUUGCCGGGCAGAAGCUCAUCUCAGACGACCUGGGGACCAUCCUGUGCGAGCACUGCUCCGCAGGGCAAUUCCGCGAGGAGCGUUCUGUGGACCAGGCCUGCGAGCCCUGCCCCUUGGGCCGCUUCAGCUCAUCCGUCGGCAGCAGCUCCUGCGAACAGUGCCCUGAGGGGCUGGUGGCCAGCAUCACAGGUGCGACGGCCUGCUUCGGCUGCUUGCCUGGACAAGCGCCCAUGGACAAAACCUGCCGGGACUGCUUGGCCGGGACCUACCAGGACAGCGGUCUCUGUAUGCCGUGCCCUUCAGGCUACACUUCGCCGCCAAAGAGCGCUGCAAAGGAGCAUUGCAUGCCAAAGCCUGUGCUGAUCUGGGUGAAUUUGGCCAUCCUUGUGCUUGUGCUGUCGCUGGCCUUUUUGCUGCCUUUCGCUCUCGGCCGACCAACGCCCAUCGCCGACGUGUACCUGAACGGGGGCCGGCUGGCACUGAAGACGUGGGGCGCUCACCGCGUGAGCAGACACCAGCUGCUGCCAGUGAAGGUGCGCCUCCAAAACACUGGCCACUACCUGCUGGACGGGCACAUCUUUCGGGUGCAGCGGCAGGACGAGGACGUGGUGUGGCUGCUUGAUAGCGAAGGCCAGCACAUCUCCACAGACAUCAACUCGUCCAUGGGCACCAUGCGGAUCCUGCCAUGCUGCACGCUUUGGGGCGUCAGCUUCGGCCGCUUGCCGCUGCUGCCGGUGUUGCUGCUGAAAAUCCUGCCGCUCAUACUGGUACUCGCAUGGGCCGCAGGGAAUGCGGAGGCGGAGGCCAUGCAUUUGCGCUGGCUGCUUCCCACCUGCAUUUUUGGCAUCAUUGCCGUGCUGUGCUGCAGCUACUACGCUUGGCGUACGCUUCUGACCGAGACGCCGCUGGCCCGGCGGCUGAGGAGCUUCCGGGAGACUUUGUUGAAGGCGAACCCGGCGCCCCGGGUCACACCCAGAGGGCCAAGCCGCGCCAUAGCCGCGGACCAGAUUCAAGACCUUCUGGACACCUUCCGGGACUUUAUCGGCCACCGCAACAUGCACUACGUGGCCAACAACCUGUUGCUUCCCCUCACGGAAGCCCACCGGCUGAGCUAUGCAGAGCUGGUGGGACCCUGCCAGGUCCAGUGGUUCGUAUCGCACUGCUGGAACAACGCCUUCGCUGACUUCGUGCGGGCCCUGCAGAAGGUGGCCAUUGGCACGCAUCCUCGUGAGGGCGUGUCCUUCUGGAUUUGCACGUUCAGCAACAACCAAUGGCAAGUCCAGGCGGAGCUGGGGGACGGGGACCCCCUGAGCUCGUCCUUCUUCCUGGCGCUGCAGAGCCCCGGCUGCCGGGGCACCGCCAUGGUGCUGGACCAGAACUGCGAGCCCCUGCGCCGGUCCUGGUGCCUGUUCGAGCUGUUGCAGACCCACUUCGUGUCGGACUCCAGCGAGAGAGUGGGCUACCAGGGCCUACUGCUAUGCACACCUGCUGGCAUUCUGCAAUGGGGUAACGCGGAUGUGGACACCGUGCUGAAGCUGGCUGAGAAGAUGGGCAGCAUCCGCCUGGAAGAUGCGCAGGCCACGCGGCCGGAGGACAAGGCCAUGAUUGAUCGGUGCGUGGAGCAAACCGUUCCUGGCGGCUUCGCAGAGGUAAACCAAUUUGCGCGCGAGAGCAUCCGGACUGUCUUGGACCAGGCGAACUGUUCCUUCCAGUCACGAAUCAAGGACCUCAUGAGCACCCUCGAGGUCGGCACCUUCCCUCGUCUCUUGGGCCGCCGGCCUGAGGGCAGCCCUAGUAAGAAGAGCGAUGUUGCUGUCACUCUGUAGACAGCUGUCGGCUGGUCGGCUUGGUGAUGGCUUGUGUGUUGCUCGCCAGCUACUACCUUUGUUUUGUGCUUGCAUUCUGGGCAAAUCCAGGCCGAUGUGUAGACAGGCGUCCCAAGACUUUCAGUGUGCGCCCGCACCGCGCCUGACAGACGUUCAUGCGUUUAUCAGCCGACGGGUUCACUUGAUUUAAAAGCAC
Molecule: messenger RNA, 3968 nt
Organism: Effrenium voratum
Lineage: Eukaryota; Dinophyceae; Suessiales; Symbiodiniaceae
Source: the annotation of a GenBank genome assembly